AUGAAGUUAUUUACUUGUUAAGACACUGCGCACAAAGGAGAAGCUAUAAAAGGAUUUUGUUUAAAUUUGGGAUGCCAAGAAUCAAGACCUGAGUUCUGUCAAUAAUGCGGAUGUGACUCUAAAAAGCAUUUGAAUUGCAAGAAAGACUUAAAAGAAUUUGGUGAGAUCUAAAGUUUUAUAACAAAAUUCAAUCAGAGUAUCCAUGAAUUAACAAACUAAUUGAACCAAUCAUUUACAUAAGUCAAAAUAAAAUAUCAAGAAUAUUUAAAAUACAUGGAGGAUAUGAAAAUAUCAAUAGUUAAGAUUUCUGAAUGUUUAAGUCAAAAGGAUUAUAAAUAAAUGGAAAACAGUUUAUAGGUGAUUAAGGAAUGGCAUCAAUAUAUAAACAAUUAAAAGGAGUUUAUAAAGGAGGAUUUUAUUAGUUCAUAAUUAGCUAGUAUGAAGAAAUUUAUCCAGGCUAUGGAAUUUGAUAAAGAAUAAUAAUAAUUUUCAGAUAUUCACUAUGAUUAUGAAAAUUCACUUUAGUAAGGAAUACAAUUACUAAAUUAGUAGAAAUGGCAGGAGGCUAAUGAAAAAAUUACUUAGUACAUAAAAUUAUCAGCGAAACAAUAAACAUUGGCAACACUUUUUUAAAUUAUAAAAAAAAUCGAAAUGAAUUAACUUGGAUAGGCAAUAAUUAUGAGAAAUUAGGCCGAAAAAAUUAAUAAUAACUUUUAUAGAGAUCUACUAGACUAUUCAAAUGAAGAAUUAAUGAAAACCCCAAAUAAUAUGGUUAUGUUAAUUGCAUAAAGUUAUGCUUUAUGUGAGUUAAAGUAAUUUAAAUAGGCUAUUGAGCAAUGCGAAAAGGUUUUGAUAUAGGAAUCUUAACAUCUUCACGCUUUGAAUAGAAAAAGCGUUGCUUUAUAAAAUUUGAGUGAACAUUUAGAUGCGAUUUAAUGUAUUGAUGUAGCUCUUUAAAAGAAUCCAGAGUAUUCUGUUGGUUAUUUUAGAAAAGGAUAUUCCCUAUGGUAAUAGGGAAAAAAUUAGGAUGCAAUUUUUAUAUUUGACAAAGCAAUGCAAAUAGAUCCAAGUUAUGCAUCAACCUAUAAUUAUAAAGGUAAUGCCUUAAACGAUCUUAAAUAAUACAAUGAAGCUAUUGUUUGUUAUGAUAAAGCAAUCUAAAUAUAUCCAAAUGACGAAGUAGCUUAUUUUAAGAAAGGUAAUGCCUUAAGCGAUCUUAAAUAAUACAAUGAAGCCAUCGUUUGUUAUGAUAAAGCAAUCUAACUAGAUCCAAAUGAUGCAUCCUUCUAUAAUAAUAAAGGUAAUGCCUUAAGCGAUCUUAAAUAAUACAAUGAAGCUAUUGUUUGUUAUGAUAAAGCAAUCUAACUAGAUCCAAAUGACGAAGUAAAUUAUUUUAAUAAAGGUAAUGCCUUAAAUAAUCUUAAAUAAUACAAUGAAGCCAUUGUUUGCUAUGAUAAGGCUAUUCAAUUUAAUAAAAAUUAUUCAGUUGCCCAUUUUUCUAAAGGUUAUGCCUUACAUAAUCUUAAAUAAUACGAUGAGGCCAUUGUUUGCUAUAACAAUGCAAUCAAAAUAGAUCCAAAUUAUACAUCAGCCUAUUUUAAUAAAGGUACUACAUUACACAAUUUUAAAUAAUACAAGGAGGCCAUUGUUUGCUAUAGUAAUGCAAUCGAAUUAGAUCCAAGUGAUGCAUCAGUCUAUACUCAUAAAGGUAAUGCCUUAAGCGAUCUUAAAUAAUACAAUGAAGCCAUUGUUUGUUAUGAUAAAGCAAUCUAACUAGAUCCAAAUGAUGAAGUCGCUUAUUUUAAGAAAGGUAAUGCCUUAAGCGAUCUUAAAUAAUACAAUAUAGCCAUUGUUUUUUAUGAUAAAGCAAUCUAACUAGAUCCAAAUGACGAAGUAGCUUAUUAUAAGAAAGGCAGUGCUUUAAACGAUCUUAAAUAAUACAAAGAAGCCAUCUUUUGUUAUGAUAAAGCAAUCUAAUUAAAUCCAAAUUGCUAAGUAGCUUAUUUUAAUAAAGGUAAUACCUUACAAGAUCUUCAAUAAUACAAUGAAUCCAUUGCUUGCUAUGAUAAAGCAAUCGAAAUAGAUCCAAAUCAGGCUGAGUUCUAUUUGUAAAAAGGUAAGGUCUUACAUGAUCUUAAAAAUUAUAAGGAUGCACUUGAAUGCUAUGACAAAGGAAUCAAAUUAGAUUCAAGUUAAACAUUAAUCUAUAAUUAUAAAGGUAGGACAUUACAUAAUCUGAAGUCAUACAAUGAGGCAAUAUUUUAUUAUAAUAAUGCAAUCAAACUUGAUCGAAAUUACGCAAUGGCCUAUAAUAAUAAAGGUAGGGCCUUACAUGAUCUUAAAUAAUACAAUGAGGCCAUUAUUUCUUAUGAUGAAGCAAUCAAAAAAGACCCAAGUCUUGCAAUAGCGUUUAAUAAUAAAGGCAGAGCCUUACACGAUCUUUAAAAAUACAAUGAUUCACUUUAAUGCUAUGAUACAGCAAUUCAAAUUGAUUAAAAUUUUGCAAUAGCCUAUAAUAAUAAAGGUAGGGCAUUAUAUAAUCUUAAAUAAUACACAGAUGCAAUUGUUUGCUAUGAUAAAGCCAUUUAAAUAGAUCCAAAUUUUACAAUAGCCUAUAAUAAUAAAGGUAAGGCCUUACAUAAUCUUAAAUAAUACAAAGAUGCCAUUGCUUGCUAUGAUAAAGCAAUUCAGAUAGAUCCAAAUUUUACAAUAGCCUAUAAUAAUAAAGGUUAGAAAUAUUUAAUUUAAUUAGGUAAUGCCUUAUCGAAUCUUAAUUAAAACAAUGAUGCCAUUGAUUGUUUUAAUAAAGCAAUUAAUAUAAAUCCCAAUGAUACAACAAAUUAUUUUUAAAAAGGUUUGAAAUAUCUUAUUGUUUAAGGUUAAUUUUUAACAAAUAUCAAAAACUACACGUAAGCUAUUGAAAAUUAUGAGCAGGCAAUUUUAAAUUGCAAAUCAUAUUAGAAUUAAUUUUAAUAAUUAAUUAUUGACUUAAAAACAAAGAAAUGA
This is a messenger RNA of Paramecium tetraurelia, 3006 nucleotides long. RefSeq lists its product as uncharacterized. Lineage: Eukaryota; Ciliophora; Oligohymenophorea; Peniculida; Parameciidae. The transcript has 23 exons. Gene Ontology annotation, molecular function: protein binding. The record is from RefSeq and is a predicted model, not a curated record.